Molecule: messenger RNA, 2599 nt
Organism: Jaculus jaculus (lesser Egyptian jerboa)
Lineage: Eukaryota; Metazoa; Chordata; Mammalia; Rodentia; Dipodidae
Gene: Slc17a9
Product: solute carrier family 17 member 9
Exons: 14
Coding region: 63-1463 (466 amino acids)
Biological process (GO): transmembrane transport
Cellular component (GO): membrane
Molecular function (GO): transmembrane transporter activity
Source: RefSeq, a predicted model, not a curated record
UGCCCUGUGGGUUGGCCUGGGCCGGAGGAGGGAGGGCAGGGCAAUGGGACUCAGCGGUGCCCAUGCGGUCCCAGCGUCCCAGCCCGAUGCAGCCACCCCCAGAUGAGGUCCGCAGGGCUCCAUCCGCAGCAGUGGCGGAGGAUACCCACUGGUCCAGGCCUGAGUGCCAGGCAUGGACAGGAAUGCUGCUCCUGGGCACCUGCCUACUGUACUGCACUCGUGUCACCAUGCCCAUCUGCACUGUUGCAAUGAGUGAGGACUUUGGCUGGAACAAGAAGGAGGCUGGUACCGUGCUCAGCAGCUUCUUCUGGGGCUAUUGCCUGACACAGGUGGUGGGCGGCCACCUGGGGGAUCGCAUUGGGGGUGAGAAGGUCAUUCUGCUGUCAGCCUCCACCUGGGGCUUCAUCACCAUUGCCACACCACUACUCACCUGCCUUGGCAGUGCCCACCUGGCCUACAUGACCUUCUCUCGAGUCCUCACGGGGCUGCUCCAAGGAGCCCACUGCCUCAGGGGAAUCCUGGGAGGAAGCUUUGGCUGUAAGACCACAGGCGUCUACUUCCCAGCCUUGACCAGCCUACUGUCUCAGAGAGUACGAGAGACUGAGCGAGCCUUCACCUAUAGCACUGUGAGCGCUGGUUCUCAGUUUGGGACGCUGGUGACUGGAGCCGUGGGCUCAGUGCUCCUGGACUGGUGUGGCUGGCAGAGUGUCUUCUACUUCUCUGGUGGCCUCACCUUGCUCUGGGUGUCCUACCUGUACAGGUACCUGCUAGGUGAAAAAGACCUUGUCCUGGCCCUAGGCAUCUUGGUGCAAGACCUGCCUAUGGCCAGGCCUUCCAAAGUGCCCUGGAGACAGCUCUUCCGGAAGCCCUCUGUCUGGGCAGCCAUCUGCUCCCAGAUGUCCUCAGCUUGUUCCUUCUUCGUCCUCCUCUCCUGGCUGCCCACUUUCUUCAAGGAGACCUUCCCUCAUUCCAAGGGCUGGGUCUUCAAUGUGGUGCCCUGGCUGGUGGCAAUUCCUGCCAGUGUGUUCAGCGGUUUUCUUUCUGACUACCUCAUCAGUCAGGGUUACAGAGUCAUCACUGUGAGGAAGUUCAUGCAGGUGAUGGGCCUCGGCUUGUCGAGUGUUUUCGCCCUGUGUCUGGGUCAUACCACGAGCUUUCUCAAAGCUAUGGUCUUUGCAUCAGCCUCCAUUGGCCUGCAGACCUUUAACCACAGCGGCAUUUCCGUCAACAUCCAGGACCUAGCUCCAUCUUGCGCUGGAUUUCUGUUUGGUGUGGCCAACACCGCUGGUGCCUUGGCAGGUGUGAUUGGCGUGUGUCUGGGUGGUUACCUGAUUGAGGCCACUGGCUCCUGGACGUGUGUGUUCAACCUGGUGGCAGUUAUUAGUAACUUGGGGCUGGGCACCUUCCUGGUGUUUGGAGAGGCCCAGCGGGUGGACCUGCGCCCCACCCAUGAGGAUCUCUAGCUUCCUGACCCUCCAGUCCCACUCAGAACCCUGGAACCAGCAGCCUCCGGCAAUACUGGGCUCCUUUUGAGACACUCAGUGGAACUUGACCUCAGGUGUGUGAGAAGAGGAGAAAGUCCAUCAUCGCCUGAGGAACUGAAACAAGCUGGAGGGGUGUGUGAGGACAGACACUAGAGCUCUCACAGGCCUGGGUCAGGUUGGGCUCUUCACCUCUCUGAGGCUCACUGUCUCCACAUGGCAGUAGGGACAAUACUGCCUUUCUCCUGGGGUUUGAUGGGUUGCUGCCAAUAACCGACCAUGUCUGGGAACUUUCUCCCCAUGGUGCUGUAGGGAGCACCCCUAUCCACAUUUUGUUGCUCUGAAGAGUGUUCUCUGUGAUAGGGGUGUGUCAUUUACUGGAAGAUGCUCAGGAGACCUCUGACCCUCACCUGCUCCAUGUCAAUAGCACCCGCCUAUCUCAUCCUCUCUAGUCAUGUCAACCAAAGGUGUCUGUAUACAUUGCCCAAUGUCCCCAGGGUAAGGCAUCCCCACAGAAGCCAUAGUACUAGACAGGCCUUGAUGCCUGCUUCUCCUAGCAACUAGACUGCCUCUUGGUCAGUGGGCUAGAGGACUUUGCCUGCGUCUGGAGACCCUCCAGAGCCCCUGGUUCCCUUCCUGUGGAUCCCUUGAUACUAACAAUGUGCCCUGGCUAGGCAGGCACCUGGUACUACUUGGGCUUUGCCUGGACACUCCUCCUGUGGAGAGCACAUCAACAUCUCCUAUGGGAAUGUGUACUACACACCCCAGAACAAGGUGAAUGCCCUCCUUCUGGCUUCGUCUUUCUCCCUCCCCUUUUAUGCCCUGAGGAGCCUAUGAAGUCCAUUAGGGAAAAAAAAAAUUAAAGCUAUGAAGAGCCUUACCAAAGCCUUAUUUUUUUUGCCAAUUCAUAAAAUGUCUCUUUAUUAAUAUAAUAGCUUAGGAGUAAAUAGUGAAAAUGCUUAAUAAUCAUAGGAAAGGCAUUCAUCUGUUGUAAAAGUACUUUGCUUCCUCUGCAGUAAAUUUUAAGUCCUCUGAUAAGGUUCAGAAGUCAUAAGAUGAAAGCCCUAUUUAAGUGAUAACUACUAAACUAUUUAAGAGAAGUUUGUUAUUUUCUUUAA